Messenger RNA from Cuscuta campestris, 905 nucleotides. Lineage: Eukaryota; Viridiplantae; Streptophyta; Magnoliopsida; Solanales; Convolvulaceae. The record is from the annotation of a GenBank genome assembly.
AUCCUCACUUAUCACUUCUCAUUUCCCGUAAGAGAGAAGUUUGAUUGUUCCUCUUCCUCCGGUUGCAGAGACUCCAUUUUGCAAUAGUCAGCUCCAAUUCUAAUUUCUAACUACUUCGAUUGUUUGUAGCUGGUUUCCUUCAUCGCAAUUUGGGUCAAUUUCAACUUCGAGAUUUCCAGAUGACUUCAAUGAACAGUGAGAAGGAUCAAACUACUCAACCAACCCAAAUUGUUGAGGAAAGUAAAAAAACUGCUCUCGAAAAAGAUGAGAAUGAAGAAGAUGAUGAUAGGAAAAGGUCAUUUGUGUGGGAUCACUUUGAAAGGGAUUUGAAAGGGAUUUAUUGGUUAAGGUCAAACCCAAUAGAUAUUCAGAAUCCACCUGAUAUUACAUUGGAUGAGUACAAAAAGAAUCUUGAAGAGAUUGAAAAGGAUGAAUUUGCAAACACUCCAAAGCAUCUGGAAGAAUACAUUCUGGAUGAUUGAAAUGGGUUGGAAGUUGCUAGUUUGCUGGGUUUUGUGUCAACUGUCAAGACACUUAUAUUAAUUUGCUGGAAGUUGCUCCAAGUUGCUGGAAGUUGCUUGUUGCUCCAAGCAACUGGCAGUAUUUUUUAAAUGAUUUUGUGCCUUUUUAGGGACCCUGGAGUGCCUGGACUCUUGAUUUCCUUAUCAACCUUUUGUGCAAUUUUUUUUGCUAAACACUAACUUACUGCUAGUUAACUGAGCAAGCAGAAUUGGGUGCAAUGCAGAAGGUUUUUCUUCAAUUGAAAGUUGCUUGUUGCUCAAACUUUCAAUUGAUAGAAAAGCAACUGUUUUUCCUUAGCUUUAUUAUUUGGAAGUUGCUUGUUGCUCCAAGUUUAAGCUGAUUACAAUCAUUACAUUUGGCAACUUUGAGAGUUUAAGUCAUCU